This is a messenger RNA of Endocarpon pusillum Z07020, 780 nucleotides long. RefSeq lists its product as uncharacterized. Lineage: Eukaryota; Fungi; Ascomycota; Eurotiomycetes; Verrucariales; Verrucariaceae. The transcript has a single exon. The record is from RefSeq and is a predicted model, not a curated record. Bases 1 to 780 code for a protein of 259 amino acids.
AUGAAACUUCACGCUGUCCUUGCCGUUUUUCUUAUACUUGCAGUCUCUUUGACCCCGGCUGAAGUAAGCGACGAGAUCCACCUUCAAUGGUCCAUAUGUGAUCCGAACCCACAGGUCGUGCUCCAGAAGCUCGGCGAAGACGUCCGUAGUGGUCCUAAGAAGCAGAGCCCGAUCACUUACUUUGACACGAACCCGCCGGUCUACCUGCAGCAAGGGCGCAUGUUUCGUACAAAAACGAGCCACAACGAGGACCUAUCCUUAGUCAAGGUCCGUUUCGCGGAGAAAACCUCAGACAUCCCCGAUACCGUCAACUGCGUCUGGGAUCGCUACGGCGACCAGACGUUUUUCACAUGCGAAAAGCGAUCAUCCUUGGAUGGUGAUGAUGGAAUGAGUCUCUGGAACGAGGAACAAGUCCGCUUCGCUGAACGUUAUGGGGAUAUCGUCUGGGAGGAACUCGUUGCGUUCGGCCCGUUCUUGAAUGCCAAGUGGAAGCUGCAUCUUGAAGGAUUCAGAGCUGUGUUUGACGAUGUGGUGGUCAAAUCGCACCAUCUGAUGGAAAUAGAAAUCAGGGUCUCUACGUUUGAGGGCGAUGGUGUCUAUCACGUGGUCACCAAAUACCUGAGAGAGCACGGGUUGGAGCUUUGCGAUGACCAGGAGUCAAAAACUUUUAGACUAUUCCAAGUCUUGGGUUAUCGCAAUGAACCGGCUCUGGUACUAGCCUCCCAUGAUCUCCGCCGGAAGGUCAAAGCACUCGACCUUGCCGCUGUUGGAGUUGUAUGA